ACGCAUACCGCAGCUUGAAUCUUUAAACCUCUCUUUCAGUCUCCUCAUCAUCAUCUUUAUCUUUUUUUUUCUAAAAAAAAAAAAGAAAAGCUGGCUGCUCCCCUCCGCACCGCUCCAGUCCUCCUAGGCCUCCUUGUUUAUAUUUUGGCGGUAGGGGCUGCUGCAAAGGGGGGCAUCUCUUCCAGCUAGGAUUAGGAAGGAACUUGUUGGAGUGGAGGAUCGAUGCUUUCUUUCCCUCAAAGCAAAACCAGUCAGCACUCAUCGUCAUCCCCACACAAGCGGCUGGCAUUUCGGAUCCCCAAUUCAUCAUCUCAUCCGGAUCAAUCAAUCGGGAUCGGAUCGAAUCAUCAGUUUGGCAGGCACAACAAGGAAACUUCUUCUUCCCAUAUAUAUCUUUGAUUGAGGGCCGGCCCGGUUCAUGCGCGAGAGAGACGCAAUGGCGCCGCCGUCCCCUUCCUCCGCUCCGGCCAAGAAACGCAUCAAGUGGCUGCGACGCAACAACAAGAAGGUGAUCGAUACGUACCUCGGCGAGGCGCGGGCGGCUCUCGCUGCGGCGGCGCAGGACACCGACGAUGGGGACGACGCGGCGGUGGCGGCGCUCGCCCUGGUCACCGCCGCUCUCGAGAUGUCGCCGCGGGCUGAGGCGGCGCUAGAGCUCCGGGCGCGGGCACUCCUUGCGCUCAGGCGCUACCGCGACGUCGCCGACAUGCUCCGCGACUACAUCCCCAGCUGCGCCAAGUCGUGCUCUGCCGACGACGCCACCACCUCGUCCUCGUCUGGCUCCGGGGCUGAGCUCCUGUCCCCGGACCGCGACCGCUUCGACGCCGGCGCCACCCGCUUCCUCUGCUGCCUCGACGUGUCCGACCUCAAGCGCCGCCUUGUCGCAAGCUUCUCCAGGAGCUCCGGCACCGAGGCCUACCAGUGGAGGUACUUGGCCCUGGGCCAAGCUUGCUUCCACCUCGGCCUGAUGGAGGACGCGGUGGUGCUUCUCCAAACCGGCCGCCGCCUGGCCACCGCGGCGUUCCGGCGCGAGAGCGUGUGCUGGUCGGAGGACAGCUUCUCGCCGUCCAACAACACAAGGACGUCGUCCUCCAAUAAGUGCAGCUCCACCUCAGCGUCCGAGGCGGAGUCCGUGUCCCAGCUGCUCGCGCACGUGAAGCUCCUCCUCCGCCGCCGCGCCGCGGCGGUUGCAGCGCUCGACGCCGGCCUCCCCGGCGAGGCCGUGCGGCAUUUCAACAAGGUGCUCGACACGCGCCGCAGCGUUCUGCCGCACCCCUUCGCCACGGCCUGCCUCGUGGGCCGCGCCGCCGCGUUCCGAUCGGCGGGGCGCCCCGCGGACGCCAUCGCGGACUGCAACCGCGCGCUGGCGCUCGACCCGGCCUUCAUCCCGGCGCUGCGCGCGCGCGCCGACCUGCUGGAGUCGGUCGGCGCGCUCCCGGACUGCCUCCGGGACCUGGACCACCUCAAGCUCCUGUACGACGCCGCGCUCCGGGACGGCAAGCUGCCGGGGCCGAGCUGGCGGCCGCAGGGCGGCAUCCGGUUCGGGGAGAUCGCCGGCGCGCACCGCACGCUCACCGCGCGUAUCCAGCUGCUACGCGGCCGGGUCGCCGCCGGCGAAGGGUGCAGCGUCGACUACUACGCCCUCCUCGGGGUGCGGCGCGGGUGCACGCGGUCGGAGCUGGAGCGCGCGCACCUGGUGCUGACGCUGAAGCUGAAGCCCGACCGGUCGGUGUCGUUCGCGGAGAGGCUGGAGCUGGUGGACGAGCACCGCGACCUGGAGGCCGUGCGCGACCAGGCGCGCAUGUCGGCGCUGUUCCUGUACCGGAUGCUGCAGAAGGGGUAUUCGUUCAUCAUGUCGGCCGUGCUGGACGAGGAGGCUGCGGAGAGGCAGAGGGCCAAGGACGCGGCGGCGGCGGCGGCGGCUGCUGCUGCUGCUGAUUUGGCUGCCAUGGCAGAGUCGGAACCCAAGCAAGAAGAAGAAGAAGAAGAAGAAGAAGAAGAAGAAGAAGAAGAAGAAGAAGAAGUGACGACAAUGCCAGAGAAGCCUGUUCUUCCCCUCGCCAUUGCAAACGGUGGCAACGUUAUUGUCACCACCAUGCCGCCGGAAGCGGUGAUUCCAAUGCCCAGGACAGUGGUGACCGCGGCGACGCCAUUGAGCCCAGCGUUCCAGGGCGUGUUCUGCCGCGACAUGGCGGUGGUGGGCACCCUGCUGUCCCGUGGCGGGUUCGAGCGGGCGAUUCCGGUGAAGUGCGAGGCAAUGAGCUGCUGAUGGUGGAUCGGAUCCAACGAUGAACUCGAAGUUGCAAGCAUUGUACAGUUUGGCAAGUCAGCUUUCCAUUCCAAGUAGUGUGUUCCAUUCCAAGUAGUUUGGCAAGUCAGCUUUCCAUUCCAAGUAGUGUGGGGGAGGAGGAAGAGAUUAUAUAUCGAGCAAAAAUAGUAGCAAAUUUUGUUGAGAUUUUGAUUUGGCUUCCUUGGUUUGUCGUGUCAGCACAGCAGCAGGUCCUUUUCCGAGUUUAUAGGGUUAUAUUAAGGCCUUGUUUAGUUCACCUCAAAAUCCAAAAAAAUUUCAAGAUUCCCCGUCA
Molecule: messenger RNA, 2582 nt
Organism: Sorghum bicolor (sorghum)
Lineage: Eukaryota; Viridiplantae; Streptophyta; Magnoliopsida; Poales; Poaceae
Exons: 2
Coding region: 419-2269 (616 amino acids)
Molecular function (GO): protein binding
Source: RefSeq, a predicted model, not a curated record